Molecule: messenger RNA, 906 nt
Organism: Cydia splendana
Lineage: Eukaryota; Metazoa; Arthropoda; Insecta; Lepidoptera; Tortricidae
Product: phenoloxidase-activating enzyme-like
Exons: 6
Coding region: 1-906 (301 amino acids)
Biological process (GO): proteolysis
Molecular function (GO): serine-type endopeptidase activity
Source: RefSeq, a predicted model, not a curated record
AUGCUCCUGCUCAUGCUCCUGAUGCUGCCGAGGUUGCAAUGCUACGGUCCAGCCGGUUAUAGUGUUUGCUGCACGCCUGCUCCACCUCUUAAACCUAUUCAACCAACGAGUCAAAUAGAUUCUGUGAGCGAACAAUGCCCUGCGACGGCUUUACCCCCCGGCCCAGAGACCGCCUGUUGCGGAUCAAGUGAAGGGUUCAACAAGAUUUCCGGAGGCGGUAAUGCAAAUAUCGACCAGUUCCCUUGGUUAGUUCUGAUAGAAUAUCGCAAAAAUAACACGAUCGUCACUAACUGCGGCGGAGCACUUAUCAGUGGGAAAUACGUACUUACGGCGGCUCACUGUGUGGAUACAGGAAACACUUUAACGAGCGUCCGCCUUGGAGAGUAUGAUACUUACAAUUCCGGACCAGAUUGCGUUCUAGUAGAAGGCGGUGGCAAAGACUGCACUUAUGGUGCUGUUAGCAUACCAGUAGAACGAAUCAUUAGGCACCCAUACUAUCAAGAUUUUGUUAGACCGAUCUGCUUGCCUUCGACCAAUAUAAGUGAAAGCUCAGCAGGCUCGCGCCUACUUGCGGCAGGAUGGGGUGCUGUAGACGAGAAUAGAAAUGAAAGCCCUGUGAAACAAAUAGUGGACCUUCCUCCAGUCGAUAUACUCACUUGUUACAAUCACUUUUCGAAAUUCACCCAUCAACCUCGUCUCUGGGGCGGGCAAAUGUGUGCGGGAGGAGAGCCAGGCAAAGACGCUUGCGCGGGCGACUCGGGGGGACCUCUGAUCAGACAGAACGAGGACUGGUACGAGGUGGUCGGCAUCGUCAGCUACGGUACUAAACCUUGCGGCAGACUGCCCGGCGUCUACACCAAUGUAUAUGCUUAUCUGGACUGGAUUAGAUCUAAUAUGAACGAGUAA